Molecule: messenger RNA, 2462 nt
Organism: Microbotryum saponariae
Lineage: Eukaryota; Fungi; Basidiomycota; Microbotryomycetes; Microbotryales; Microbotryaceae
Source: the annotation of a GenBank genome assembly
AUGAUCAAGCCACGACUCGCACCUCGUUUGCUGCCAUCGACGCAGGCCUGGUUGUCAUCGUCGUCCCUGUCGGCGUCGUCGUCGUCCUCAUCGUCUCACGUGCGCGCCGUGCAGCAUCCACCCCGCCAGCUUCAGCGUCGCUGGCUUGCUACGGGCCCCACAGCUCCGACCCCGGCGCGACGUAGCACCUACGACAUUGCGCUUUUAGUUGCAGGAGGUGCAGGUAUCUCUGGCUUGCUCAUUUGGUCCGCGUCACAGCGCAAGGAAAAGGAGGAAGCGAUGGGCCGACAGGGCGAGGGCAUGCGAUCGAGCUUCACCGUGCCCGUCAUAUCACAGUGAGUCACCCAGCUUGUGAGAAUCCCCAAAGUUCCCGUAUCCCUUGUUUCCUUGCUCGAGGAUGCCGACCCAGGACCUUGUACGCCCAACACUCGAUGCUUCCAAAGCGGCCGGUCCGGUCACCGCGCCGCCCCACCUCCCACCUAACGUCGACCCUUGGCUCGUCCCCGCUUCGUGUCGAUCGACCACCUUCAGCGAAGCGUUCUGGCCCAGUGCUGCCGCCAUACCCCCAAGUCAUAAAUCUGACACAAUGCCCUCCCCCCUCUCCUCCUCAGAACGGGCGCUCCAGGAACAAAGACCUUGACCCGGCUCUCACCGGCCGAAACCGAUGCACGGCUCAAAGAGCACGAGGCGUCCUAUGCUGUCUCGAGGCGAGCGAACCCCGUCUUUCGCUACGACACCACCUCAGUCGCUUCCAACUCGCCGAUCGAGGACGACUCGUGCUGCGUCAUUCUCGAACGAGACGGUCGCAUCAAGGACUCGGUCCAGGGCGAUCUCGUCUUUUGGGGCGUGUUCGGUCAGUCCCCUCCCUUCCCUCCACAUUGACUGGUUGCUCGAAAGGGACCAGUGAGCGGCGUACUGACCGUCCCCUCCCCCUGCGCCCUCGCUAUAGACGGACACAGUGGAUGGCAAACGAGCCGGUUGCUGUCGUCCACCCUCGUCUCCUAUGUCGCUCGCGAACUCGAUCUCGUCUUCCGCGGCGCCCCCGUUUACGCCGCUGAGCUGGCCAAGCUACCUUCAACAACGCUUCCGACCCCACCUUCCGCCUCUGCCUCCUCCUCCUCUGGCUCUUCCAUUUGGUCCUUAUUCUCUUCCGCCCCACCUCAGCCCAAGCUGGACCUGGACGUCUACGAUCCGAUCCUACAAACCGCGAUCAAGAACGCCUUUGCGGCUAUGGAUAAUCAGAUCGUUCAGGCCCCCGUGCGGUUGUUGGAAAAAGCCGAAAAGGCCGGCAACAAACUCAGCAAGCCAAGUCCGGAACAAAUCCUGGGGCUGGAAGAGUCCGAGGCGCUGCAGACGUUGUUGCCCGCGCUUUCGGGUAGCUGCGCCUUGCUGUGCUUCCUCGAUGCGGGCAGGAACAAGCUUCACGUCGCCUGCACCGGUGACUCGCGCGCCGUGAUGGGAACGUGGGAACCGGCACAGAGCGGUGGUGGCGGGAAAUGGCGAGCCGAGGUCUUGAGUGACGAUCAGACGGGGCGCAACCCCAAGGAGGUCAAGAGGUGAGUCGGCCGGGAGUGACGUCGCAUUCGAAAGCCUCGCCAAAACUAAGUAUCACCCCGCUUGCUCCCACAGGAUGCAAUCCGAGCAUCCACCAGAAGAGGCCGAGACGGUGAUCACUCGUGGUCGUGUCCUGGGAGGGCUCGAACCGACUCGAGCGUUUGGCGACGCACGCUACAAGUGGCCACCGGGAACGGCCGAGCGGCUCGCGCAAGCAUUCCACCCUGGCUCCGUCCGCGGUCGUCCCAAAAACUACCACACCCCACCUUACGUGACCGCCGUCCCGGAGGUCGUUAGCGUGGAUUUGUCGGCGGGUCUGCCCUCGCAGCGACGAUCGCUCGCUUCUUUCUUGCCCGUCUCUUCUUCUUCCGAACCGCCGCAACCUCAAGCGACGCGCUUUAUCGUGCUCGCCACCGACGGUCUCUACGAUCGGCUCAACAAUGACGAGAUCGUUGCGCUCGUCGGAGGCCAUCUUUCCGGCGUCCGGGGGAACCAGUCCCGACCGAGCGUGAUGAACCACGUUAACGACCAGAGCAUCGGCACGGACCUGUCGCACAUGCAUGCGCCUCGACAGGAACCGACGCGAGGCGAAGGCGACGUGUUCUCGUUCGAGGACGGCAAUUUGGCGACGCAUCUCGUGAGGAAUGCGCUCGGGGGUGCCAAGAAGGAACAGGUUUCGGUUCUACUUAGCAUUCCCGCACCGCUCAGUCGGCGUUAUCGAGACGAUGUGAGUUGCGCUUGUCCAGUCUUACCUGAUGCUAUUGAUGUUGACGCUCUUUGUUUCUCCCUGUUCUCAGAUCACCGUCACCGUCAUCUUGCUCGCUGAUCCUGUUCAGGGGGGAGAAGGUGGGGCCGGAGGGGUUUACCGCCGGGACACACUCGAAGGGCCGAUUAAAGCCAAGCUGUAG